Branchiostoma belcheri (Belcher's lancelet) is the source of this 389-nucleotide messenger RNA. RefSeq lists its product as uncharacterized. Bases 16 to 345 code for a protein of 109 amino acids. The transcript has 3 exons. Lineage: Eukaryota; Metazoa; Chordata; Leptocardii; Amphioxiformes; Branchiostomatidae. The record is from RefSeq and is a predicted model, not a curated record.
UAGUGCUGUCCAGACAUGGCGGAAUCCGAGCGCGUGCGCCCGUCUGCGCGGAGCUGGGCCGCACUGGUUAUUUUCCUGACGGGCGUGGCGCUCGCACAGGCCGACCAGCGGGCCGACAAAAGCCGGUAUCCAGACAGUGAUCGUACAGCCGCCUUCGCCGACCCCCUGAGAGACUACCUACUGAAGUACCACGCUAACACCGCCCGGGAGUCAUGGCUGCCGUCCAAACGUGUGGCGGAGUACGUGUUCGGGCACGGGCGGACCAACGACCUGGAGAACCGACAGAGGAUGGCCUGGCUACACAAGGUCAUCUCUUCCCUCGAGUCACCCGGAAGCAAGUCUUAACACGUCAUCGCUUACGUCACACCACGUCACGAAUGCCCAGCCAA